AAUGCAGAGGUUAUGGGUGAACCAUGAGAAUGUGACAUGAAGUUACGUCAUCCCUUUACUGCUUUGUAUCUGUCUCCUCCCCUUUCCUGGUUUUCCUGUAUAACCAGACUACUACGCGAUCAUUCUACACUUUCUCAGCAUGCAGUCUGUACUGAGUUGUUUGGACCUGGGUUCUGCAGGCCUGGCCCUGUUGCUCGGCCUCGUCUCUCUGGUUCUGCUUGAGAUCUUCACUUUGAGGUCCUCGAGGAGCCGCAAUCCUCCUGGACCCACUCCACUGCCCUUUGUUGGGAACCUGCUCCAGUUCAUAAAGGACCCCAUGAACUUUACUAGAUCAACGGUGCUGUACGGUGAUCUGUGUUGCGUGUAUGUGGGCAGGAGGCCGGUAAUCGUACUGAAUAGCGUUGAGAUGGCGAAGGAGGCGCUGGUCCAGAAUGGUACCGUGUUCUCCGGGAGGCCACAAAUGCCUUUAAUAAAGUGGCUGACCAGGGGCUACGGUAUCGUGACUGUCACAUAUGGUCAUGCAUGGAAGCAGCAGCGGCGUUUUGCUCUCCACACACUACGGAACUUUGGUCUGGGUAAAAAAUCGGCGGAGGAGCGAGUGGCAGAGGAAGCCCGCUGUCUGAUCACAGAAAUGCUCAAACAUGAAGGAAAAGCUCUUGACCCCAUGCACCCCAUAAUGAAUGCUGUCUCCAAUAUCAUCUGCUCCAUCAUCUUCGGGGAUCGCUUUGACUAUGAAGACAAGCGUUUUGCUAAGCUCCUGGAAAUCCUGAAUGAAAACGCUCGGCUCUCUGGCUCAGCUGUGGGAUUGAUCUUCAACUUGGUCCCCUUCAUAAGACACCUUCCUGGUCCGCAGCAAAAGGUUCUACAGAAUGCCAACGCUUUAAUAGGGUUCAUUCGUGAGAUGAUGGAGGAUCACAAGAAGACACUCGACUCUGAGAACCUGCGUGACUUUAUUGAUGCAUAUCUGGUGGAAAUAAGAAAGCAAAAGUCAAAUGAAGAUUCAACAUUUCAUGAGGACAACCUGCUGAUGUCCACCGCUGAUCUUUUCCUCGCUGGAACUGAGACCACAGCCACCACUCUCAGAUGGGGUCUGAUCUUCAUGAUGAACCAUCCAGAAAUACAAGAUCGCUGUCAUGAGGAGAUCAUUCGUGUGAUUGGUUACGAUCGUCCCCCGACAAUGGAUGACCGUGCGAGUAUGCCGUACACACUCGCCACUGUGCAUGAGAUCCAGCGCAUUGGGAACAUCGUUCCACUUGGUGUAGUUCACCAAACUACAGGGACAACACAGCUACAAGGAUACACCAUCCCCAAGGGAACUGAGAGCGUACCCAACCUAAUGGCCAUAAUGCAGGAUAAGGAGCACUGGAAAUAUCCAGACACGUUUAACCCUGAGAACUUCCUGGAUGAGAACGGCCAGUUCUGCAAAAAUGACUCAUUUCUGCCUUUUUCCCUGGGUCCGAGGGUGUGUCUCGGUGAAUCCCUUGCAAGGACAGAGCUUUUCAUUUUCUUCACGUCUCUCCUGCAAAAGUUGCAGUUCUCCUGGCCACAUGAUGCCCCGCCCAUUAAUAUGGAUGGCAUCAUGGGUUUGGUCAGGCAACCCUACCCCUUUCAUAUGAUUUGCCGUAGUAGGGAGCGUUCAGUGCCGAGUUCACCAGUAACACUGUAAUAACUUUUGGAUUUUAUUAAUAUUUGUACAUAUAUUUUAAAAUUAUUUCACUAACAUAAAUAAAAAAUGCACAAUAUAAAGAUAAAAACUCA
Messenger RNA from Clarias gariepinus (North African catfish), 1758 nucleotides. RefSeq names its product cytochrome P450 2B4-like. NCBI's taxonomy places the organism in Eukaryota, Metazoa, Chordata, Actinopteri, Siluriformes, Clariidae. Bases 140 to 1666 code for a protein of 508 amino acids. Gene Ontology annotation, molecular function: iron ion binding; oxidoreductase activity, acting on paired donors, with incorporation or reduction of molecular oxygen, reduced flavin or flavoprotein as one donor, and incorporation of one atom of oxygen; heme binding. Gene Ontology annotation, biological process: xenobiotic metabolic process. Gene Ontology annotation, cellular component: intracellular membrane-bounded organelle; cytoplasm. The record is from RefSeq and is a predicted model, not a curated record. The transcript has 9 exons.